CCAACCAGCGAACCACAGAUUGAAGGUGCUGGGAGACGACCUCGUGUCAUCAACAACAGACUGCAAGGAAUUUGGAAGACAUAAUCAAAAUCAACCCAUCUAACCAUGUAUUCCAGGAACAGGAAUUACAAAGCAGAAUUGGAAGCAUGCUGCCUCGAGGCUGUACCUUUGGAAUUUGGCGACUUUCACCCACUGAAACUUAUCACUGUCACGGAGUCAAAGACUAAGAAAGUCGUUCGUAAAGGAAGUACCUCGUCUACCUCUUCAUCGUCCUCGAGUUCGAUGGUGGAUCCUUUGAGCAGCAUGCUGGAUGGCAGUGAUCCUCUCUCACAGUUUGCUGCAUCAGUGGAUCCUCUGACACCUGCAGCCAUGACAGCAGGAAAAAGCAACAUCAGUAUGGAUCCUGGUAAAAAGCAGCGUGACAGAGAAGAGGAUACAGCAGUAGGGGAUGACUUCGAACCAUGGUCUGGAAAACGCAGCUAUAUACUAUCACGAUACACAACCACAGAGAAGCUUUCCAUCAAUUUGUUUAUGGGAUCUGAGAAAGGUAAAGCCACAAGUCCUGGAUCUGCUGUUUCUGAAAAAGUGAGGACUCGUUUAGAAGAGUUAGAUGAUCUGGAGGAGGGGUCUCAAAAAGAGCUGUUAAACUUAACUCAGCAGGAUUAUAUAAACAGGAUUGAAGAAUUGAAUCAGUCGCUGAAGGACGCAUGGGCCUCGGAUCAAAAAGUGAAGGCACUGAAAAUAGUUAUUCAGUGUUCAAAGCUGCUCUCCGAUACCAGUGUGAUCCAGUUUUACCCAAGCAAAUUUGUUUUGAUCACUGAUAUUUUGGAUACUUUUGGUAAACUAGUGUAUGAGCGGAUUUUGUCCAUGUGUGCAAGUAAUCGAGUUUCCCUUCCUGGAGUCUCUACGCCAGAUAACUUUGGUCCAGAUGAAGUGAAUGAAACUGCAAAAGAAACUUGUCUGAACUGGUUCUUCAAGAUUGCCUCAAUCAGGGAACUCAUUUCCAGAUUUUAUGUGGAGGUGGCCAUAUUAAAAUGUAACACAUUCCUUUCUAAAACUGGUAUCUCUGAGACUCUUCCUCGGUUGACCACUAUGAUAAGAGGCAUUGGUGAUCCAUUGGUCGCUAUCUAUGCAAGAGCAUAUCUUUGCAGGGUUGGAAUGGAAGUGGCACCACAUUUGAAAGACAACUUGAAUAAGAAUUUUUUUGAUUUCCUCUCCACAUUUAAACAAAUUCAUGGCGAAACAGUUCAGAACCAGCUGGCUGUGCAGCGGGUAGAAAUUCCAGUAUACCUUACACUGUACACUCCUGCUAUAGACUGGAUUCUUCAAUGUAUUGCGUACAGAGCACCUGAGGCUUUACUUACAGAAAUGAUGGACAGGUGCAAGAAACUUGGAAACAAUGCUUUGCUGUUGAACUCUGUAAUGUCAGCAUUCAGACCGGAAUUCAUUGCAACAAGAUCUAUGGAUUUCAUUGGCAUGAUAAAGGACUGUGAGGAAUCUGGUUUUCCAAAGCAUCUUCUUUUCCAAUCCCUGGGGUUGAACUUGGUUUUGGCUGAUCCUCCUGAGAAUGACAGGCUGCAGAUUCUCAAUGAAGCCUGGAAGGUUAUUACCAAACUAAAGAAUCCCCAGGAUUACGUUAACUGUGCUGAGGUUUGGAUAGAAUACACAUGCAGGCAUUUCACAAAGCGAGAAGUCAAUACUGUGUUAUCAGAUGUCAUUAAGCAUUUAACUCCAGACCGAGCUUUUGAAGAUGCUUAUCCACAGCUUCAAUCAAUUAUAGCAAAAGUACUAAAUCAGUUCCAUGAUUUUGCAGUUUUAUUUUCAAUGGAGAAAUUCCUACCUUUCCUGGAUAUGUUCCAAAAAGAAAGUGUCAGAGUGGAAGUCUGCAAAUCUAUUAUGGAAGUUUUUAUUAGACAACAGCAAGAACUAACCCGUGACCCUGUCAUUCUUAACGCUCUGAUGCAUAUUUGCAAGACGAUGCACGACUCUGUCAAUGCUUUGACAUUGGAAGAUGAAAAAAGGAGUUUGGCUAUUCUAAUCAGUGGAUUUAUAAGAAUGGUUUCAUUUGGUCGAGACUUUGAGCAGCAGCUAAGCUUUUAUGUGGAAGCCAGAUCAACAUUCUGCAACUUGGAGCCUGUUCUUAUCCAGUUGACCCAUGAAAAGAUAAAGAUGGUUGUGAACAUGCAAUGCUUGUGUUUCUUUGUGAAGAGUGUGAAUCAGCUUGCGAUGGAAACGAGGCAAGUUAUGAAAGGCAAUCAUUCCAGAAAGACAGCUGCAUUUGUGAGGGCUUGUGCUGCAUAUUGCUUCAUUACCAUUCCGUCGUUGACCAGCAUCUUUGCACGCCUUAAUCUCUAUUUGCACUCAGGACAAAUUGCUCUCGCAAACCAGUGCCUUUCACAAGCUGAUGCCUUCUUUAAAGCUGCAAUCAGUCUUGUUGCAGAAGUACCGAAGAUGAUAAACAUAGAUGGGAAGAUGAGAACUUCAGAAGGGUUUCUUCAAGAGUUCCUUAGUAACUUCUUUUCCACGUUAUUGAUAGUGCCUGAUCAUCCAGAGCAAGGUGUCCUAUAUUUAGUGAGAGGCCUUUUGAAUGUGAUCCAGGACUACAUUUGGGAAGAUCACACUGAUUCGAAAGUGCGAAUCUACAUAAACGUUUUACAUUUGCUGGCUGCAGCAAGUCAAGAAACUUACCUCUACCAUGUAGAUAAAGUUGAUUCCAAUGAUAACCUCUACGGAAGUGACCCCAAAUUCUUGGCUGAAAUUAAUAAGCUAUCUGAAACUCUGAUUGGACAAAUCUUGGACCAUCUCAAGACUCUUGGAAAAGAUGAGACUUUGAAGCGACAGAGUGCCUUGGCCUUAUCCUUGUUUAACAGUAUUGUUAUCCAUGGAGACCUGCAGAACAAUAAACUUAAUCAACUAGCAGUAAAUUUAUGGAAUCUCGCCCAAAAACAUGGGUUUGGUGACACCAAAAUCAUGGUGAGAACAUUAGAACACAUCAAACAUCAAAGUAAACAACCAAACAUGAGUCAUUUUGCAGAAUUAAUGUUGAGGCUCCCACUCCAAUCACGGACAUAAUACUGCCACUUGUUUGUACUACAGAAAAGUACAACUGCCGUCGACAGAUGAUGUCUGCUUUUAAUAUAGAGAAAAAUCUCUUUAAAUAUACCAAGUUCAUAACUUUAACACUGAUUAUAAGUGACUAAUCUGUUUUUCUUUGCCUUGUAAAAAAUGCAUGUAAGGUUAGAGCCAUACGCAAAAUCGAGGUGCAUCCUCAUUUUUCCACAUGAUAGAUUCUCAGUGUUUUUUUUAUUAUGGGAAGGACCAGGUAAAGUUUGGGCCAUUCAGUACAGGGAGAAAAUGAGGAUUAGUCCUGAUGAUGGUUGUUGUGUACUUUCUACUGAUCAGCAUCAGAGCACAAUGAGCAGGUUGUCUCUGUUUCUUCUACACCUGGUACAGUCCAAUAAGACCCAAGAAAUUAAGGGACAAAUACCUAUUUUUAAGUAUUGAAUUAUUGUUGGUAUCUAAAAUAUUGAGUUAAGUGGACACUAUAAUUAGCAUUUGAAACAUCUUGAAAUUAAAAUUGAUAAUCUUGAUCAAGGUAUCUUUACUAGGAAGCAGAAGAUUGGCCAAGGAAAUUGUCAAUCAGCUGGCUGAAAUUUAUCAUGUUUCAGUUCAUUACAUUGUACCGUACAUUUAUCCAAUACCCUUAUGUAACCUGUACAAGAGAUUUGAAUAAUUUCUUUCCCCACCCCAGUACUCUACUGUUUGCUGGUUUUUGGUCCUUUAGUUGAAAUUUUAAGCUUGUAAUUUGGCAGUGGAGACUUGUUUUGAUCACUCAAGUGGAGAUAGAGUAGGAUUUUUUUUAGACUUCUGCAAGUUGUUCAUCUUCACGUAUUUUCUUUCCAUGAAUGUAAAUAGUCUUGUAAUUGAUCACCACAGCCAUCAUCAAAGAUGUCGAGUGAUUACCUAUGAGUAAGUAUUAGAAUAACUGGUUUCUUUGGCCUUUAUUUCCUGGAGCGUUCCAACUGGUGUUUCAGCUGAGAGCUGUUGAACUUUGCUCAGUUGAAGCAUUCAGGUUGGACAGUAGACAGCCAGGAGGCUUAUGCACUUGUGUAGGGCGCUCAGAAAGAUGUAAUAUCUUGAGCUGGUGGAUUAUCUUCUUUUUGGAGGAAAUAUUUUUUUCCAGUUAUCUGAAAAUGUGUUUUCAUAUACAGGCUUACAAUUUCACUACAAAUUAGGAACAGAGGGAAUCCUUUCUCCCUGUCAUUUCGGAGAAAGUUGAGCAAAUUUCCUUUUUGGCAGUGGUACAUGAGCUUGAAAUGAUUUUCAAAUUUCUGCUUAUUGGAAGAUAUUUAGUAAAAGGCACUUUUUGGAAAAUACUUUAACUCCCUUUCAUGUAGUAAACAUUUUUGUUUUCUAGAUCAAGGACCAGAAUUGAUGCUUUAAAAAUAAAUUGUCAACUAAAGCUGGUGAAUAAGUAUAUAUUGUAUCAGCUAUCAUAUUUAAUCUGUUUUAAAACUGACUUAAAGCAAACAAAAAUCAUGUCUUGUAUCUGUGAUAAUAGAAGCAAAUUGGUCAGUGCCAUUCUGUUGAAUCUUGUGUCAAAUUCAAAGUGAUGUAUAGUGCAUAACAUGAUCUUAUAUAAAACAUAACAUCUGUUUAGCUAAUGUAAAAUGACAAAACCAGUUCUGUGCAUACAAAAAAUAAACCCAUGUUUAUUACA
Carcharodon carcharias (great white shark) is the source of this 4720-nucleotide messenger RNA. RefSeq names its product VPS35 endosomal protein sorting factor like (gene vps35l). The coding region runs from base 106 to 3072 and encodes 988 amino acids. Lineage: Eukaryota; Metazoa; Chordata; Chondrichthyes; Lamniformes; Lamnidae. Gene Ontology annotation, biological process: endocytic recycling. The record is from RefSeq and is a predicted model, not a curated record. Gene Ontology annotation, cellular component: endosome. The transcript has 31 exons.